This is a messenger RNA of Eriocheir sinensis (Chinese mitten crab), 3165 nucleotides long. RefSeq lists its product as uncharacterized. The transcript has 2 exons. NCBI's taxonomy places the organism in Eukaryota, Metazoa, Arthropoda, Malacostraca, Decapoda, Varunidae. The coding region runs from base 1039 to 3165 and encodes 708 amino acids. The record is from RefSeq and is a predicted model, not a curated record.
CCUUGGAGGGGCGGGGUGAGGAUGGAGGUGGCCCCAGUCUGUCAGUCCUGCCCUGGGCGCGGACACUGGCACACGGCACACCCCAGACCCGCCCUGGCACUCUCACUCACUCUCACUCACUCUCACUCACACUCACUCGUUAUCUCUAUUUCUCAGUGUCUCUCGCUACCCAAACCUCCAUUUCAAUUCUACUUUUUUUUUCUCGGCCUAUUUUACGUCCACUCUCACUCACUCACUCUCUCACUUUCACUCACUCACUCACUCUCUCACUUUCACUCACUCACUCUCACUCACUCACUCACUCGUUAUCUCUAUCUCUCAGUGUCUCUCGCUACCCAAACCUGCAUCAUUCUACAUUUUUUCUCGUCCUCUUUUUCGUCCACUCUCACUUUCACUCUCACUAUCUCUAAUUAUCUCCCAGUCUCUCUCUUCCUCUCUCUCUCUCUCUGUCUCUCUCUCUCUCUCUCCCCUCAAUCGCGGUUUUCAGUUCUCACAUUCCGCCUUUUUUUCUUUUCUCUCAUACUGUGUUACUUCUCUCGCUCGCUCACUUUCCCUCUCUCUAUCUCACUCACUAUCUCUAAUUAUCCCUGUCUUCCUCUCUCCCUCUCUUACUCGCCCUGUUUCCCAGCUCUCUCACUCUCGCUUUCACACGCACUCCCUUGCUCUCAUACCCUUUACUUGCUCUCCCACGCUCCCACACUCACUCCCUCUCUCCCUUCCGUUACUCACCCUUUAUUCCUCUUCUCCCUCAUUCCCUCUCUCCCUUACUCCUUGUCAUACGAAGAGGGGAGCUUACUUCUAAUCCCACUCCUCUCCCUCACCUCUCCCUCUUCUCUUCCUAUUCUCCCUUACCACUAAUCUCCCUCUGAGUGAAGUGCCGCGCGGCGUAAGGUGGAGUUAGUGCCUGUUUAGUGGUUAGUGCCAGAGGAGGGCCAGAGUUAGUGGUGGUGUCGCAGGAUAUGGAAAGAUCCUUCGCCGUGUUCCCCGCCACCAGACAUGCCUCAAAGGACUUGCUGGUGAGCUCUCGCGGUUCUUAGAAUGUCCUACAGUGCGCCUCCUACCCUGGAGAUCCUGCCUGGGCAAGCGGGGAAGGAAGGACAUGAAGGAGCGGGGGAGGGAGCACUUGAAGGACAGAUAGGAUUCCCCCAGCAUCUCCCGGCCUCAGAUCCUCACGCGUAUCCUUGGUAUCCUUGCCCUGUCCUUCACUCCGCGCCUGACCCACACCCACGCCCUCACCCACGCCCUCGCCCACGCCCUUUGCACUCUUCACGCGCCGCAGGACCCAGGACCAGUCACCCGUGCCCUCCAGACCUGUUCCAAGGAUCCUGCACCGCUGAAGGAUGUGCUGAGAUCCUACACUCCUUAUCAGCCCAUUCUCAGCCCUCCACAGACCUCUCACAGUCCUUCACAGCCUCCUCUCAGCCCCAAGCAUUUACAGACACAGACAAAACAGACAGGAUUCCUUGCACGGAUCACCACAACGUCAUCAGAAUACCAGACGCACACACGCACGCACACUCUCACAAUGGGUACACAGACACACACUACACUCUCCCUCGCACCCAUACACCCCCCAACCCCCCUCACCACGCACACGCACACACUCACCCACGCACUCACGCACACGCACACACGGGUGAUGUACGUAUCUUGCACACAUACGAAAAGAUGCACUCGCUACCCACGCACACAAAUGGUGAUGAUGGGGAAACUCAUCACCACCAUACGUCAUCAUCACCAUCUUCAUCACCACCACCACCACCGGAGGAAGUCAUGCAUUCUGCCAUCACCAAUCCAUCUUCAUCACCGUUGUCAUCACCACCAUCUCAGGUUAUCAUCCCCAUCAAGAACAAUACCAUUUUUCAUCACCUCAUGUCACCACCAUCACCACCACCGCAUCACACCACCAAAACGGAGAUCUCUCAUCACCACUUUUCGUCAUCACCACCACCAUCACCAUCACCAGUACCACACUCCGCCGUGAACCCUCUCUAUCAUCACCACGACACCUCAUCAACAUCACCACCAUCACCAUCACCACCACAUCCCUCCACCACCAAUCCUCUGUUCUGCCAAAUUCAAGAGGCAUUUCCUUCACCGUCAUCACCACUACCAUCACCACCACCUUCACCACAUCACCACCACCAUCACAAUGCAUCACCACCACCGUCACCACCAUACCCUGCAGACCAUGAAGACACCCCAUCAUCACCACCACCAAACACCACACAACGCCUGGACUCAUCACCACCUACACCAAAUAACACCGUAAACCAACACCACAACCACAUCAACACCACACCGCCACAAACACCACCACCACAAGAAUAUUUUGAGAGAGAGGAGCUGAAGGAGGUGAAGGAAGAGGAGGAGGAGGAGGAAGAGGAUGAGAAAGGAGGAGGAGGAGAUUGUGAUGAAGAGAAGAGACAGGAGGAGAGAAAGAGGAAGACAGGUCUGGUAAAAUGGUCAAUAUCCCCGGUCUUCAAAAUUGGCGGUGAGGACAGUGGUGAAGAUGGUGAUGAGUAUGGCCGACGUGGUGGUGAUGACAACACCAAACGCAUCACCACCAGAACGGGUAGCAGCAGCAGCAAUGACAGUGGCUGCGCGGACAACGACGAUUUCUACACCAACACCACCACAAACACCAGACACUCACCACUCUCAUCAUCACCACCAACUGCAUCACCACCCAAACGACGCUUCUCCCUCAACACCACAAGCACCACCGCAACCCCCACCGCCGCCAAUAGAGUCUUAGGAAGGAAGUUAUCAGGAGAAAGUGCGAGGCUAUUCCGAAGACAAAGAUCGCAAGAAAUUUUACUAGCACGACGAAAUGCUUUGGCGUCGGCGGCGAAGGAGGAGGCAGCGGCUGGCGGGGGUGCAGAAGGGGGUGCUGGGGGGAGUGGAGGGGGCGUGGGGGGCCUGCUGCGGCGUGUGUCAUCGGAGGGCAUGAUGUCAGCGCCCCUCCGUCGGCUCUCUGACCUAAGGAACAUCACCUGGACGCUUGGACUGCAGAUUCAUGGUUCGAUUCUCAACCUGGCGACGGAGAAGAGCAGGAAGCAGGUACAUGUUUUGAUUUACCUGUUGUUUUGUUUAUUUUUUGAUGGGUUGAUGGUUUUGUUGUUUUGCUACAUUUGUUUACUUUGUUUGUGUUUUUCUGGUUGA